Messenger RNA from Tachysurus fulvidraco (yellow catfish), 2546 nucleotides. It is a transcript of the gene itgb3a, whose product is annotated as integrin beta 3a. Lineage: Eukaryota; Metazoa; Chordata; Actinopteri; Siluriformes; Bagridae. Gene Ontology annotation, biological process: cell-matrix adhesion; cell migration; cell adhesion mediated by integrin. The record is from RefSeq and is a predicted model, not a curated record. Gene Ontology annotation, molecular function: fibronectin binding; integrin binding; fibrinogen binding. Gene Ontology annotation, cellular component: focal adhesion; integrin complex; cell surface. The coding region runs from base 99 to 2465 and encodes 788 amino acids. The transcript is spliced from 15 exons.
ACACACACACACACGCACACACACACACACACACACACACACACAAACAGAGAGGAAGUGAACAAGGCGAGAUAGCCUCAACAUCUCUGAUUUCUCAAAUGGAGAUGUUUUUGCCUCAUAUUUGGACAAUACUGGCUGUACUAACAGUACUUUGUACAGUUUCAGGCUCAAACAUAUGUACCUCCAGAGGUGUUGGAACCUGCAAAGAAUGUUUGUCCAUUCAUCCGUCUUGCAGUUGGUGUUCUCAGAAAGACAUGGGUCCCAGCGGCUCCACUGUUUCCCGAUGUAACCUAAAGUCCAUCUUGCUCCAGUCUGGAUGUAAAGCACAGUUUAUUGAGUCUCCUGUCAGUAGCAUUGUAGUGGAAGAGGACCGCCCCCUCAGUGACCGUGCUCAAGGCACGACUGGUGACGCCAAUCAGAUUCGACCACAACGUAUCCGGAUGACCUUGAGGCCAGAUGAUUCAAUGCAAUUUACAGUGACCGUUCGGCAGGUGGCUGAUUACCCUGUAGACCUCUACUACCUGAUGGAUUUGUCCUAUUCUAUGAAAGAUGACUUAAGCAUACUCCGCUCCCUCGGCAGUGCCCUGGCUGAUGCUAUGGGUCGUACCACCAGCAACCUGCGCAUGGGAUUCGGAGCAUUUGUGGACAAAACGCUCUCCCCGUACAUGUAUAUGUUUCCAGAUGAGGCCAUUAGGAACCCCUGCCUUGGAAUUAACACUACCUGCUCACCACAAUUUGGUUAUAAGAACGUCCUGUCACUGACAGAGCAAGUGAGUCGUUUCACAGAGGAAGUGAAAAAGCAGCAAGUGUCACGGAAUAGAGACUCGCCAGAAGGUGGAUUUGAUGCCAUCAUGCAGGCUGUGGUCUGCAAGGAUAUAAUAGGGUGGCGGCCCGAUGCAUCCCACCUGCUGGUGUUCACUACAGAUGCUACAAGCCACAGUGCACUAGAUGGCAGCAUCUCAGGAAUUGUCCAACCCAAUGAUGGACAAUGUUAUGUUAAUAAUGACAUUUAUGCCAAGACUGCUAUAAUGGACUAUCCAUCCAUCGGACUGCUCACUGACAGACUGACCGAAAAUAAUAUCAACCUCAUCUUUGCUGUAACUGAGAAUGUGAUACCUCUGUACCUUAACUACAGUAAGCUGAUUCCUGGUACCACUGUCGGGAUGCUAUCUUAUGACUCAAGAAAUGUCAUCCAACUCAUCCUGGAUGCAUAUGCGAAUAUCAGGUCAAAGGCAGAGUUAGAGGUAUUGGGUGUUCCAGAUGAGCUGAGCUUGUCGUUUAAUGCCACAUGCCUCAACGGAGUGUUAGUACCUGGUGUUAAAUCCUGUUCAGGACUUAAAAUUGGAGACACGGUCUCGUUCAGCGUAGAGGCAAAGCUCCGUGGCUGUCCUAAAGUAAAGAGUCAGACGUUCAGCAUCAAGCCUUUGGGCUUUAAAGACACACUGCAGGUGACCGUUGAUUUCGCAUGUAACUGCUCAUGUCAAGAUUCUGCCCAGCCUGCUAGCCCUGCCUGUCACAAUGGCAAUGGCACGCUGGAGUGCGGUGUGUGUCUGUGUGACCCAGGACGCAUGGGACCACAGUGCGAGUGCACCGAAGCCGACUUCAAGCUCACCGACACAGUCACCUGUAAACAAUCGUCUGACACAGCUAUCUGCAAUGGACGAGGCGACUGCGUGUGUGGCCAAUGUAGCUGUCACUCAAAAGACUUUGGAAAGGUGUGGGGCCAAUACUGCGAGUGUGACGACUUCAGCUGCAUCCGCUCCAAAGGGCAACUAUGCUCUGGUCAUGGCGAUUGUGUAUGCGGGUUCUGUCAGUGCCAUUCUGGCUGGUCAGGCGAGAGCUGUAAUUGCUCCACGAGGACUGACACCUGCAUGGCCAGUAUUGAGCUACUGUGUAGUGGUCGUGGUGAGUGUUUGUGUGGUGUGUGUUCAUGCACCCUGCCUGGAGCGUACGGUGCCACCUGUGAGAAAUGUCCCACAUGCCCUGACUCCUGCACCCUAAAAAAGGACUGUGUGGAGUGUAAGCACUACAAGAGAGGACCACUGUUUGAGAAGAAAAGCUGCAACACUGCAAUCUGCAGAGAUGAAAUCCAGCUGGUGGAUGAGUUAGCAUACCAUGAGAAGAGCUCUGUGAACUGUAGCUACAAAGAUGAGGAUGACUGCAUUAAUCAUUUCCAGUACUAUGAAGACAUCAGCGGAAAAUCCAUCCUCUACCUCGUUAAAGAACCCGAGUGUCCUAAAGGUCCCGACAUCCUGGUAGUGGUUGCUUCUGUCAUCGGGUCUAUUUUUUUACUGGGAUUGGCUGCUCUGCUGGUGUGGAAGCUGCUGAUUACUAUUCAUGAUCGGCGAGAAUUUGCCAAGUUUGAGGAAGAGAGAGCCAAGGCCAAGUGGGAAGCGGCAAAUAACCCGCUGUAUAAAGGAGCUACAACUACAUUUACAAAUGUGGCUUACCGUGGGAACACUUAAAGACUUCAGCUCCAGUACCUUCUUCAGCAGCAGUCAGUGAUGUCUCAGUGAUGCUCACGUCAUAACCUCUCUGUCAGUGAC